AUGUCUACAGACAGCAACGUCGGCGAGGCGGAGGCUGCCGCCGUGGAGCAGCUACCGGAAAACACUGUCGAGUACAUGCUUUUUGUGAUGGACAGCCGGCAAACUGAAGCUCGCAGAACCCGUCCUCGCCUUGAAACUAUCCGAAAAGCAGCGAACGAGCUCGUUCAGUCCCUCACGAAGGAUUAUAUUUGGCAACGCGAGGGCUUCGAGCUCUCAUUUGUGAGCCAAAAUGGACUGCUAUUUUUGCAUGGUACUACUGAUUAUGGAGAUGCCAUAGAAGACGAGUGGCUUAUUGUCUAUAUGCUUUGUGAACUAUCCAAAGCCCAUCCCGAUCUUUGGGUGAGAGCCGGAGACUCUGAUGGGGAGUUUCUCUUGGUAGAAGCCGCCAACGUCCUUCCCAAGUGGUUAAGUCCGGAGACUGAUCGCUAUCGUGUGUGGAUUCACCUCGGAAAGAUCUUUCUCAUACCUCUGAAUUCCAAGAGCAAAGAUGGUCUUGCUAUGCAUUCCCAGGCAGAGGAACAGCUGUCGCUCUUGCAAGCCGUUACGUUUCUACGGUCAAACACAGACGCGCUUAUUCAUCUCCCUGCCAUCGAUUCUGAGGCGUUUCAUAGACUGAAUAAAUACCCCGAGCAAAUACCCAACUCCAUCCACCAUUCUCUAGUCACGAUUCCCCGAGCAGUAGCCUACAUUCUGCAUGCCCUUCCAAAAUCUAUAGCUCCCGCUGUUGAGAGCUUCUAUCUGAGAGACGCCAACUCUCUAAAGCCUAUCUUAUCUUCAUCGGCACCACUACAAUUCCCUCCAGAAGACCUUGUCACGGCCAGCGUGAGAUUCAGUAAGACUCUUUACGCUCAACUUAAAUCUCAAAGAUUCGACACACCGCCGAGAUGGGAAUCCAUAUUUCGAAAUACUAAAAAUGAGAAUAUAUCAUCAAAUGAAGAACAGAAAAGAGUUGAACGCUUAGAGACUGGCAUGAAACUCACAUGCGGUUUUGAGAUGCUUGCCAAGGAUGCGGAGAAUAGCAAGAGCAGGGUCGUCCGUGAGAUGGCCAUUAUGCUGGAAGACCUCCAAGAAGAUGGAAGCUCAGUCUUGCCAUCUGAUGACGACAUCAAGCUGUGGGAUCACGCUGGUCGAGACGACGACGAUUCAUGGCUUGAUAUUAAUUAUGAAGAUUUCGAGCGCGAACUGGAGGGGAAACAAGCUCAAGGAUCUUCGAAGGGGGCAUCCGGCUUUGGCGAGACGCAGACUCAGGAGAAUCUGAGAAAGAUCGUCUCACGUUUUGAAGCUUUCCUCAAUGACGAUAGUGCAGGAUUAGACGGCGCUGAGCUUGACAGCAUGGAUGUUGACAAUGAUGAUGAUGAAGAGGAUGUUGAUGAUGACCAAGACGAGGAGGUGAACUUUGACGAGGAGGCCUUUUCUAGGAUGAUGAGAGAGAUGAUGGGAUUCACAACAGCAAUCUCUGAGAAAGGAGCACCAAGUAAUACCAAGGUUACAGAGGACCACUCUGACAGCGAUAAUGACAGCGAUAACGACAGCGACGCAGAAGAGGAUAGAGAUAUACAGGAUCUAGCCUCUCGCAUGGAAGCAGAGCUCAAGGAAUACGGCACCCUUCAUCUUGACCCACCAACCACUGCGCGUGCUAUAAAGCCAAAGGAAAGCUCAAAGAAGAAAGGCAAAGAGAAGGAGCAGCCAGUGCAAGGAUGGAGCGGCCCUUCAGUUGACGAUUCCGACAAUGACGACGAGGAAGUCGAUAUUGAUUAUAACCUGGCUAAGAAUUUGCUUGAGAGCUUCAAGAGCCAGGGCGGCAUGGCUGGUCCGGCGGGAAAUCUAAUGGGGCUUAUGGGCUUCCAGUUGCCGCGCGAUGAGGAUAGCGGGAGCGAAGGGGACAAAGAAGAGAGGUCCUAA
Messenger RNA from Trichoderma asperellum CBS 433.97, 1902 nucleotides. Lineage: Eukaryota; Fungi; Ascomycota; Sordariomycetes; Hypocreales; Hypocreaceae. The record is from RefSeq and is a predicted model, not a curated record.